Molecule: messenger RNA, 765 nt
Organism: Akanthomyces muscarius
Lineage: Eukaryota; Fungi; Ascomycota; Sordariomycetes; Hypocreales; Cordycipitaceae
Exons: 2
Coding region: 1-765 (254 amino acids)
Source: RefSeq, a predicted model, not a curated record
AUGUGGGCAGCCGCCCCGCCCGCGGCCCUGUCGUGGAUCUAUAUGCGCAAGCGCUUCCUGGGAUGGUGGUUCAAGUACAACCUUAUUCUGUCGGCCGCCUUCUCUUGCAGUAUUGCCAUCUCUGGUAUCGUCCAGUUCUUCGCAGUCGCAUACCAUAGCCAAGUGGUCUCCUGGUGGGAUAGAGAAGAAGCACACUUGAAGAAUCACAUUUUCAACUGCAGCGAAGCAGCCGAUAAGGCAGCUAAAGAUGCCGCCCGACAGCACGCGGAUCUAGCUGACCCGAAUACUCUGCAAACCCUCAUGGCGCCCACCAAGACCAUCAUCCGCAAGACCAUGCGAGCCGAGUGGGCGGCUUCCUGGGAAACAGCCAAGCACGGAAGAGAGCUCUUCCGACUUGGGGUUAAACCAGGGAAAGCGACACUCGACUUGCAUCGCGGAACGCACAGAGUCGUCAGUUCUGUGAUUACGCAAAUGCACAGCGGCAAGAUUGGUCUUAGUGCGUUCCUCCACGCCAUCAACAAAGCGGACACCGAUAAAUGCCAGUGCGGCUAUGGACCUCAGACCGUACGGCACAUCCUGCUCAAAUGCAGAAACUGGACAGAAGAACGACAGCAAAUGUUGGCAGGCAAACACCCAUGCGUUGACAUCAAACGCAUUCUCUAUAGCUUGUCAAUGGCAGCGCAGGCAGCAAAAAUGAUCCUAAGGACGGGACCGCUAGGACAACUUCGAGUAGCUCCGUCCACCGUAAUCCAAUACACAGCGUAG